Diplodia corticola is the source of this 966-nucleotide messenger RNA. Its product is annotated as polysaccharide lyase family 1 protein. The coding region runs from base 1 to 966 and encodes 321 amino acids. The transcript has 2 exons. Gene Ontology annotation, molecular function: pectate lyase activity. Lineage: Eukaryota; Fungi; Ascomycota; Dothideomycetes; Botryosphaeriales; Botryosphaeriaceae. The record is from RefSeq and is a predicted model, not a curated record.
AUGAAGGCCUCGACCGUCGCCACCAUCGCCCUCUCCGCCGUGAGCGCUCUGGCAGCGCCCACCAAGACGCUGGGCAAGCGCGCCGCCAUCACCGACACGCCCGACAUCGGCUUCGCCACGCUCAACGGCGGCACCACGGGCGGCGCCGGCGGCUCGACCACGACCGUGUCCAGCCUCGCCCAGUUCACCGAGGCCGCCGAGGCCGACGGCGCGGCCGUCAUCGUCGUCUCGGGCGCCAUCUCGGGCAGCGCCAAGGUCCGCGUCGCGUCGGACAAGACCAUCAUCGGCAAGGACUCCAGCGCCGUCCUCACCAACAUCGGCCUCUACAUCAACAAGGUCAAGAACGUCAUCGUGCGCAACCUGACCAUCAAGGAGGUCGUCGCCGACAACGGCGAUGCCAUUGGCAUCCAGGCGUCGACCAACGUGUGGAUCGACCACUGCGACCUUUCGUCCAACCAGGACAACGGCAAGGACUACUACGACGGUCUCCUGGACGUGACGCACGCCUCCGACUACAUCACCCUGUCGAACAACUACCUGCACGACCACUACAAGGCGUCGUUGGUCGGCCACUCGGACUCGAACGGCGACGAGGACACCGGUCACCUGACCGUCACCUACUCGAGGAACUACUUCCAGAACCUCAACUCCCGUGGCCCCUCGUACCGCUUCGGCACCGGCCACAUCCUGAACGGCUACUACGAGAACGUCAGCGACGGCAUCAACACCCGCCAGGGCGCCCAGCUCCUCGUCGAGGGCAACGUCUUCACCGGUUCCAAGAAGCCUCUCUACUCGACCGACGCUGGCUACGCUGUUGACACCGACAACGACUUCGGCGAUGGCGAGAACACUGCUGAGGCGGGUUCCAUCUCGGCCUCCGACCUCGGCUACGAGUACACUGCCCUCGCCUCCUCCGAGGUCAAGGCUGCCGUCGUCGGCACCGCCGGUGCCACUCUCACCUUCUAA